AUGACUUCACGUGCAGAAGAAGACUCUUUUGCAACGAGUAUCCUUAGUCCCUCUUCAGUCCAUCCGACACAGCAACAAUUUCAUCUCUCCUCACCACCAUCGUCUUCUUCAUCAACCUCAAGGCAGCCUCAUGUCUCCACAACAAAUACCAAUCCCUUCAAUGUUGCUAUUAAUCGACGUUUACGUAGUGGACUCAAAUGCCCCACGUGCUCAAAGGUAUUCAGCAACUCCAGUGCAAUAGCUAAGCACAAAUUGACCCACAGCGAUGAACGAAAGCACGUCUGCCCUGUCUGCAAGAAGGCCUUCAAGCGUCAAGAUCAUUUUUCUGUCGGUCGUAGGGGUGAUACUAGUCUCAUCCCCUGUUAA
This is a messenger RNA of Rodentolepis nana, 366 nucleotides long. The record is from the annotation of a GenBank genome assembly. Lineage: Eukaryota; Metazoa; Platyhelminthes; Cestoda; Cyclophyllidea; Hymenolepididae.